Molecule: messenger RNA, 1733 nt
Organism: Nilaparvata lugens (brown planthopper)
Lineage: Eukaryota; Metazoa; Arthropoda; Insecta; Hemiptera; Delphacidae
Product: c-Myc-binding protein homolog
Exons: 1
Coding region: 239-871 (210 amino acids)
Biological process (GO): regulation of DNA-templated transcription
Cellular component (GO): nucleus
Molecular function (GO): transcription coactivator activity
Source: RefSeq, a predicted model, not a curated record
UUAGUAUUUAAAACACAAUUUUGUACAUAGUUUACGUAACACAAAUUUCUCGUCACAUGCAUCAGUAAAUUUUUACUUCCAAAUUCCAGUUCCAUAAGAUACUUUCUUUAAAUAUCUUAAAUAUUCCAAUAUUAUAUCACUUUUAAAAGUUACAUAUUAAACAAUACAAAAUACUUGAAUACCGUACAUUUUAAUUACCUGUGCAAAACUAUUAUAAAUUAGAUUGUUGAGGUGCAAGAUGACGACUGUACCAUUAGACACAAAGAGAGACGAGUUCAGGAGGUAUCUAGAGCGAGCUGGGGUCAUGAAUGCAUUGACCAAUGCUCUUGUCAUGCUCUACGAAGAAGAGGAUAAACCAGAUGAUGCUAUAGGUUUCCUGUUGAUGAAGCUCAUGCAAGGCAGGCCUGAACUUGAUGAGUUGAACUCUUUGAGAGAAGAAGUCGCACGCUUGAGACUCGAUUUGUCCCAAAUGCAAUAUAGAAACUCGUUACUGGAAGGAAAUACUACCGGGGAAUUGUUGGAAAUCAAAAACGAUGACAUUGUAACAACCGAGGAAAACCUGCAGGAUCAAACUGAAAAUCCACCAACGGAGGAUGAAAAAGUAACCGAAAUGAUGGAAAAUUUGCCGGUUGUUGACGAACCUCUCGAGGAAGUAGUGGAAAUAACUGCGGAAUCAACACCAGAGUUACCCAAAGUUCAACAAUCUGAAGCAGUUGUUGCAGAAGUAGAUCCUGCUCAAGUUGAAGUUCAAGAAACUUCUCAAGUUGAAGAUAAUCCAGUGAUAGAUGAAGGGCCCAUACCUGAUGCUUCUAGUGAUGAGAAAAAGAAAUCACUGGAUAAUGCUGAAAUAGGUGCCGUGGUUGCAGAAUAGAAGAAUUCUCCUUCUUGAGUCCGGUCCCUCAAGGUUUAUCAUAAUUUAUCAUAUACGAUAACUGAAAAAAACUUCAAUUAAUUUAAUAUCAACCAAUAAUAUUUGCUAAACUAGAAAAAAUGUCCAGAUUUAAACAAUUUCAAAAAGGGAAUUACUUAUCAAGCUCUAAAUAAAAAUUUUACAUAUAAAGUGCUAAAUUACCAUCUGCAAUUUGAAUAAAAUUGACACUUGUCUUUGAUCAUGAAUUCUUUGCUUCUAAUAACCAGAGAUGAAAAAUAUUCAUUACAAUUGUUCGAUACUCAUUUUUCAUCUUGAUAAUAAAUUUGAUCUGUUCAAGUAAUUUUGAAUAUUUUUUUAAUUAUUUGUGUAAUUUUUCAAAAAUUGACUAAGAAAAUAAAAAACUGUAUCAUUCACUAAUUUCAAUUUUAGAUUUUUAUGAUCUAUUUCUAUGAAUUAGCAUAAAUAGAAGUGUGAUUUCUCACAUUUGCGCAAAUCCUCAAAGUAGCCAGCUAAAAUGUCAAACAACCACAAACUCAGAAUUGCAGAUUAGACAUCUCCUAUCCCAGAAUAUAGAAAAUACCUAUGUUCCCAAAUUUUUCAACAGAUUGAGCAGUGCUUUACUAACACCUAAAUUUGAACUGUUCUAUAAAUAAUAUUGAAAUAGUUAGUAUUUUGGCCUAAGUCUGUUAUGCCUUUCCGAAAGUUUGUUGAUUGUACAAGAUAGGUUUAAUGAAUAAAUCUCCUCUAAAUACCGUCUCCAUUUACUACCUGUGUUAACGUCACAUGAAUGCACUACGGCUUUGUUUACAGAUGUAGUGCUCCAUUGCGGAGGUUGGGCAUCAUCAUGGCAAUUCUCACCUUG